Messenger RNA from Oikopleura dioica, 1149 nucleotides. The record is from the annotation of a GenBank genome assembly. Lineage: Eukaryota; Metazoa; Chordata; Appendicularia; Copelata; Oikopleuridae.
AUGGGCUUUGCCUACAUAACGCCGGAGCAGCUCGAGGGCUUCGAUGGCUACAAAUAUUCAAGCAAAGAUACGUCGCCGCUAUCAAAUUAUGUUAUGCAUCCAUUUUGGAACGCGACUGUGAAACUAUUCCCUCGCUGGAUCGCUCCCAAUCUUCUAACCUUGACUGGCUUUCUCUUCCUUGUCUCCCAGACGCUUCUGUUCUCCCAUGUCGACCCGAUGUUCCUCAAGGGCGGGAUCCACAACGAAAUCGACUCGUGGGUUUGGUUCUACGGCGCGUUUGCUCAUUUCAUGGCGCAUACGCUCGACGGGAUUGAUGGAAAACAAGCGAGGAGGACAGGUUCUAGCGGUCCUUUGGGCGAACUUUUCGAUCACGGCCUUGAUGCGUGGUCGACCUCGCUCUUUGUGCUCAAUAUUUACACAGCCGUCGGAGACUUGUUUACAAGCAAUGAUCGAAUGAUCAUCCUUUGGCUUUCGAUGUUCAACUUCAUGUGCUCCCACUGGGAAAAGUACAAUACUGGACUUUUGUACCUCCCCUGGGCGUAUGAUGUAUCGAUGGUGACGUUCUUCGGCAUUUAUAUUAUUUCUGGUUUCAUUGGGACGAAAUUUCUCGGUGCACCGAUUGUUGGAAGCAUGACUAUCAUCAGCAUGUUCAAGGUUAUUUUCUAUUUGGGAACGAUAUUCUCCGUCUUGAUGUGCAUCAGAAACGUGCUGUUUGUCUGGAGAAAAGGCACUUGCAAGCAAAAAACGCUCUACGAGUGCUUCCGACCCUGGGCGUCUCUACUCAUUGCCGCUGUUUUGAUCCUUCCAUGGGCGUACAACCUAACCAAUUAUGACAUAAUUGGCCAGUGCCCUCGCCUUGUUCUUGGAUUUUCAGGCAUCAUCUUCGCCAAUAUCGCGUGCCGACUUAUUGUCUGUCAAAUGUCAAACACUCGUGCUGAAAUAAUCACGCCGCUGUUCGUACCCCUACUCGCUGGAAUCGCAUCAACUUCGCUCGUACUGCCGAUGGUUUACCUCGCUCGACCUAUUUGGACGAUCACUUUUGGAAUCUGUCUUGUUAUGCACAUACACUACGGUUGCGGCGUCGUGCACGCCCUGGCUACCUAUCUGAAUAUCCGAGUCUUCAAAAUCAUUCCAACAAAGACGGAUUGA